AUGGCAUUCCUAGAGGAUGGCAAUCACACUGCAGUGACAGAAUUCAUAUUGUUGGGCUUAACAGAUGACCCAGUUCUUAGAGUCAUCCUCUUCAUCAUCAUCCUGUGCAUCUACCUGGUGACUGUGUCUGGGAAUCUCACCACCAUCCUUCUCAUCAGAGUCUCCUCUCAGCUCCAUCACCCCAUGUACUUUUUCCUCAGUCACUUGGCUUCUGUUGACAUAGGCAUUUCAUCUUCUGUAACACCCAAUAUGCUUAUCAAUUUCCUAGCUGACAUAAAUACCAUCUCCUACCUUGGAUGUGGCAUCCAGCUGAGCUCAGCUGCUUUCUUUGGAACAGUUGAAUGCUUCCUUCUGGCUGCCAUGGCUUAUGAUCGCUUCAUGGCAAUCUGUAACCCUCUGCUUUAUUCCACUAAAUUGUCCACACAAGUCUGUAUGCAGCUGGUUGUGGGAUCUUAUAUAGGGGGUUUCCUUAAUGCUUCAUUUGGCACCAAUUUCUUUUUUUUUCCUUUUUGUGGACCAAAUAGAGUUAAUCACUUUUUCUGUGAUUUUCCUCCUAUGAUGGAACUCUCCUGUUCUGAUGUCAGUAUCUCUGGAGUUGUUAUCUCUUUUUCUGCUGGCUCGAUAACUAUUACCACAUUGUUUGUUAUAGUCAUAUCUUAUUUCUAUAUUCUUAUCACCAUCCUAAAGAUGAACUCUACUGAGGGCCGCCACAAGGCCUUGUCCACCUGCACCUCCCACAUCACUGUCGUCACUCUCUUCUAUGGAACUCUCACAUUCAUUUAUGUGAUGCCAAAGUCUACCUACUCCAGGGACCAGAACAAGGUGGUGUCUGUGUUCUACAUGGUGGUGAUCCCAAUGCUGAACCCCCUCAUCUACAGCCUCAGGAAUAAUGAGAUUAAGUUUGCUCUGAAAAGACAAUUUUAUAGGAAAACCUUUUUUAUAAUCAGUCGUCGGUAA
Rattus rattus (black rat) is the source of this 957-nucleotide messenger RNA. RefSeq names its product olfactory receptor 488-like. The record is from RefSeq and is a predicted model, not a curated record. Gene Ontology annotation, molecular function: G protein-coupled receptor activity; olfactory receptor activity; odorant binding. NCBI's taxonomy places the organism in Eukaryota, Metazoa, Chordata, Mammalia, Rodentia, Muridae. Gene Ontology annotation, biological process: G protein-coupled receptor signaling pathway; sensory perception of smell. Gene Ontology annotation, cellular component: membrane.